GCUUUAUAAAUAGAUCAUGCGAAGCCGAUCGUGACAGGAGUAAAAAAAAUUGAGGACUUGGCAUUGUUAUUCCUAGCUUCUAGCUCCCAUUCAAUACCGAGCAUGAAAACGUAAUAUUUACCAACGCAUCAUAUAGCUGCAGUACAGUCAGGGGCUGCAGUAUAGACUGUUAAUUUGCAUACCCACCACGCUUGUAAUCUGGGUGAAGUGACAGAGUAAUAUUUCCAGAUCCGUUCCAGAUCAUACCUUUGUGGAAUAUAUGCGGGCUAUUCUUCUUUACGGAGCAUAUAGUAUCUGACGGGAAAAUGGCGCUACUUUCGAAGGUUUCCUUUGAUCUUGUUAUGGUGACCAUGGUGACUGUUAUCCUAGCUGGCCAAGGCGUUACGAAAGCACAAGGUACCAAUGAAAGCAGCCUCAGUGCAGAAGGUCGGUUGAUCAGAGACCUGAUUGACACGGGCUACGACCCUAGAGAGAGACCGUUACGUAACAAUCGCGAUAUAGUCUAUGUUGAUGUGCUAUUCGUCUUGUUCGCUUUGUUUGAGCUGGAUGACCGUCGGCAAGUUGUCAGUGGUUCGGCUUGGGUAGAAUUGAUGUGGAAGGAUCCACGCCUGUCAUGGAAUGAGAGCGAGUAUGACGGGAUUCAGUAUCUUAACCUCGACCCGGAAACUAUUUGGAUGCCACGGGUCAUCAUGCAGAAUUCUGCCAUGGAAUCGGUGGAAGACCCGUUUGCCAUGCAUCGCAGCUACGCCAUCAUAUUCUCUGACGGUUACAUCCGGGUCACCGUACCAGCCCGUUUCGUCACAUUCUGCCUCACCAACGUGGUCAACUUCCCCUUCGACAACCAGACCUGCACGGUGACCGUCAGCAGCCCGAGCAUGCCCGGUGCUUCCUUCACGCCUCGGAACCUGGCGUCGAAGAUGGGCAACGUUCCGAGCAACCAGUGGGAGGUGGGGUUAGGCGACGUGUACGAGACGGUCCACAUGGACCCCAGAAUCAACAUGAACUACUCCAAGAUUCACUUUGAGAUCACGCUGACACGGAAGUCGUAUUACUUCGUCAUUAACCUCGUGUUGCCGUCGUCCCUGAUCAAUGCAAUGUCGCUAGUUGCGUUCUGGGCCCCUGGACUCGGGGGAAAACUCUCGACAGCAGUGUCGCUUCUCCUCGGCGUGGUCGUCUUCCAGAUUGUCGUCACAGACAUGCUUCCUGUCAGUGAUGGCGACAUGCCCUUGCUCGCCCGCUACAUUUUCGUCAACUUUCUUGUGUCAUGCGGAUGCCUCCUCAGUUGCAUAAUAAACUUCAACAUCUACAAAAGCGCGCGAAAGAUACGCGGCCGUUUCUGGCGCGCUUUCUGGUUUGGUUUCCUGGCAAAGAUCGUCUGCGUACGAAACGACUUCGGCAAAAAAGAAAAAGAAACUGUUGCGAAUAGUCAACCAAAACUUGGGGAAAUCGGCUCGGGGCAAUUGAUUUGGCGAUACAGACAUGGGAGGCAAAUACCAAACGGUAGUAUCCAUAGCAACCGGUCCAGCCCUCCUCCAAGUAGACCAUCAUCCAUUGAUGGAGACAGGCAUCCCUCUACAAACGGCGUUUCGUCAGGCGCAGGAAAGCAGCAAGAAAAGGAUAAUGUAAAGGAGGAAAGGACGGAAAUGGAGGUCGUUGCGGAGAUCGUCAACCGCCUCAUCUUCAUCAUGUUCUUAAUCCUGUAUUUAAGUUUUCUUAUAUAUUGGUUUGUGAUGCAGAAUUUCCCCUCGUCGCCUAUUUGGACUUGAACACAAAACGUUUAUGUUAUCGGUCACAGCUGCAGCUGCAGCACCGUCGUGUCAGUAAUUUGUUGUCAACAAACUAAAGUACGUAGAUUUGAUGUGAUAUUAUGAACUAAAAUUUUG
Strongylocentrotus purpuratus (purple sea urchin) is the source of this 1883-nucleotide messenger RNA. RefSeq names its product acetylcholine receptor subunit beta-type unc-29. Gene Ontology annotation, molecular function: transmembrane signaling receptor activity; extracellular ligand-gated monoatomic ion channel activity; neurotransmitter receptor activity. The record is from RefSeq and is a predicted model, not a curated record. Gene Ontology annotation, cellular component: membrane; neuron projection; synapse. Lineage: Eukaryota; Metazoa; Echinodermata; Echinoidea; Camarodonta; Strongylocentrotidae. Gene Ontology annotation, biological process: chemical synaptic transmission; regulation of membrane potential; monoatomic ion transmembrane transport.